UGCAUGUGCGCACUGACACACACACGCACACGCACACACACAAAAGCCCUUCUCCACUGGGCGAACAACACAUCAACCACUGUAUGAAGACGUCUGCCUUCAGACCGACCACCCAGCUGGAGGCCAGAGCAGCGACGCUGGAUCUGGACUUGAACAUCAGCAAAGUGUCUCCUUGUUGGAUUAAUUUUGGCUUUCAUUGGUUUGAGUUGAGUUUUGGUGGCAGCAUCUUGGACCACGAGGUGAUACAACCUAGACGUUCUCUGUCCUGAGUGAGUUCUCUUCUUCUUCUUUUGCAUUUCCUGCCGUCCUGCAACUAUACCCCCUGUGAAUGCUGACAGUGGUAGGAAACCCUCAGAAAAGAGGAGGCGACGUGGUUACCAUGUGGAUCCCAACACCUAGCAUGACUCUCCCUCAGCGGGUGGUGUUGUAUGGGACAUGCGUUGUGGCAUUAUUGAACUCUGUGGGCCUCCUGGUGCUCUUAGUCCAGCAGAACCAGCAGCAGACCUGGCUGGAGCAGAUGGAGGCGAGGCUGGUGGAGGUGGAGCAGAGCUCGGUGGUGGAGUUCCUCCAGGAGGUGCCCAGGGGAGUGGCGGGGUUACGAGCAAAGGCUGGGGAACCGGCGCAGCACCAGUACCAAUACCAGUCCUCCAGGAACAAGAGGAGUGAAGGGCUGGAGAAGGAGUUCCAGCUGGAGGAUGCACUGCCGCUGCACCCGGACAUCAGCCAGGAGGUGACAGAGGAAGAGGAGAAGAAGAUGAAGACGAAGCAUAAGCAUCGACACGGCCAGAGUCACCACAAGGCGCAUGUGCAGGACGACAUGAUGAUGAUGAUGACGUACUCCAUGGUCCCGAUUAAACUGUUAAUCGACAUUUGCAACAGCACCAAGGGAGUCUGCAUCGCUGGACCUCCAGGACAUCCUGGUUUGCCUGGUGCUGAUGGUCUGCCCGGCCACAAUGGGACUGAUGGCGUCCCCGGAAUAAAUGGACUGCCCGGGGCUGAUGGGAAAAGAGGAAAAAGAGGAGAACCUGGUGACAAAGGAGAGCCCGGGGAGCCUGGGGAGCCUGGAGAGCCUGGAGAGCCUGGGGAGCCUGGGGAGCCUGGGGAGCCUGGAGUGCCUGGAGUGCCUGGAGUGCCUGGAGAGACAGGGGAACCUGGGGAACCUGGGGAACCUGGAGAGCCUGGAGAGAAGGCAGAUCCAUCCAAUGACGUCAUCACUGAGGGUCCCCCUGGUCCUCCAGGACCUCCUGGACCCCCUGGACCCAUGGGUCCUCCUGGACCUCAAGGACCUCCCAAAACAAGGCAUCACAGAGCCCACCUUCAUUCUGCUCAAACCCUGGGGCAAAUACAUGCAAUUCCAAAUGAUGAGACGUCAUCAGUAAAGGAGGCUGAGAAACACCACGUGAAGCCUAUGAAGAAGAAUGAAUGCCUGAUAAAGUCUCUGAUCAACCCCAGGAAUGUGACAAAGAUGGAGACCACAUUUGGCACAUGGAUGAAAGACACCGCUCUGCUGGAUGACGAGCGAAUAUGGGUGGCAGAACAUUUCUCUGGUCGAGUGGUGAAAGAGUACAAAAGCAUCGCCUCCUUCCAGAACAGCAGCAGUGACGUUGUGGAUGUCAGAAAGUUCUAUCAGGGCUGUGGUCACGUCGUCCAUAAUGGUUCCCUAUACUACCAUAUAGCCGGUACAUCCAGCAUUGCCAGAUUUGUAUUUGACACCAAGAGGCUUCACACUCUCAGCAUAGACAACGCGUUGCACCACAGCCUCGCCUACCUGCUCCACAACUCCAAGACCUACUUCAAACUCGCGGCGGACGAGAACGGCCUGUGGCUGAUCUUUGCCUCGAGUGUGGACGAGAGCAUCAUGGUGGCCCAGCUGGACCAGAAGACCUUCUCCGUCACGUCCUACAUAAACACCACCUACCCGCGCACCAAGGCGGGCAACGCCUUCAUCGCCUGCGGCGUCCUGUACGUCACCGACACCAAGGACACCAGAGUGACGUUCGCGUUUGACCUGCUGAAGGGGAAGCCGGUCAACAUGACCUUUGACCUGAGGCCUGCGGGCGGAGUUCUCGCAAUGCUCUCCUACAGCCCCAAGGACAGACACCUGUACGUGUGGGACCACAGCUACGUCAGGCUCUACGUGGUCCACUUCAUCUCUGAUGAGUGACGCGGACACGCCCACCUGGCAUGCCCACCUACUCCUUAAUCCAUCAUUAGAAACUGCUCAUAUUUAGGUUUCUUAAGAGAAAGGAAACAUAUCAAUCUUAUUUUUCUCCCGGAGAUCGUCCAAUAUAAAGACUGCUGUAUUUAUGUGUUUGCAACAUACACGUGAGGUUUUAAAUUAACAGUGUGAAAACGUGUGUUUUCUAUCAGUAUUAUGUAUGAAAUGAAUUUAAAACUGUAGUGCGUAACUUUAAAUAUAGCUGGAACAAAAGACUAUUGUCAAAUGAGUUCAUACCACGCUGAUUUAAGAUCCAGUGUGAAACAUUUAGGGGGAUUUAUUGACGGAAGUAUGUCUGUAAAAGUGUAUUAUCACGUAUAAAUUAAGUACUCUAGGCAAGGGUCUUGAUUUACAGAGCCACCAUCUUGUGCUACCAGCCCAAAAGGGACAAAGCAGUUGGAGUUGGUGUUUUGCAUUUUGAAGUUAAUGUUCACACUUGACCUUCACGUCUAUCAGUUCCACAUAGCCAUCUCCGUUUCUCAGCAUAGCGGUGUUCAGAUCUUGCGUUGAGACUCCUGUGCCGCGCACAGGAAGUGAUUUGUUUCACGUCAACGUUGCGCUAGUAAAGCAGGGCGACAGCAAACAAGUUGGAGUACGACUGAAAAAAAAACACAAAAUGAUUCAAAAAGGCGAAAUCUACUGCUCAAAAAACUUGAUUGUACUUGAUAAAUGCUUCUUGUUCCCCACCCGCCUCUGCACUGCCAGUGGGUACACACAAACGCUCCCUUAGCCAGGACAUCCUUUCUGUUGACAAAAAAAAACAAAAGAAAGGUAGAAAACAACAAAAGUUACGCACUGCAGCUUAAAAUCUAAGCUUUUUAUGAUCGUCUGUCGUACGCCAUGACAUUAUUUUGUGUAUUUGCAUGACACCCAGUAUAUUCCCUUUUAUGAAUCUUUUUAUACAGACAUGCGUGUUACAUAUCCUAUCAGAUAAACUGUACACAAGUCAGUCUUGUCAUCCCUGAUCACUCACUCCUCACGUCAAACAAACCAAAAAAUAAAUAAACAAGUGUCCAAUCUUC
This is a messenger RNA of Solea senegalensis (Senegalese sole), 3240 nucleotides long. RefSeq names its product gliomedin (gene gldn). NCBI's taxonomy places the organism in Eukaryota, Metazoa, Chordata, Actinopteri, Pleuronectiformes, Soleidae. The coding region runs from base 329 to 2164 and encodes 611 amino acids. The record is from RefSeq and is a predicted model, not a curated record. Gene Ontology annotation, biological process: signal transduction. The transcript is spliced from 10 exons. Gene Ontology annotation, cellular component: cell surface.